Messenger RNA from Fusarium musae, 528 nucleotides. RefSeq lists its product as uncharacterized. The transcript has a single exon. Gene Ontology annotation, biological process: tRNA wobble adenosine to inosine editing. Bases 1 to 528 code for a protein of 175 amino acids. Gene Ontology annotation, molecular function: tRNA-specific adenosine-34 deaminase activity. The record is from RefSeq and is a predicted model, not a curated record. NCBI's taxonomy places the organism in Eukaryota, Fungi, Ascomycota, Sordariomycetes, Hypocreales, Nectriaceae.
AUGAUCAGCGACCAAGAUCUGGAGCAUCUCCGUCUGGCAGUCUCACUCGCCCACGAAGCCCUCGAAGCAGGAGACGCCCCUUUCGGUUCAGUCCUCGUCUCAUCAGAAAACAAAGUCCUCCAAACCGACAGAAACCGCACCGUCACAGGCUCUAACGGUGAUGGUCGUGCUGAUUCGACGCUUCAUCCAGAGUUCACUCUCGCACGCUGGGCACAGCUCAACCUAAGUGAUGAAGAGCGCGCCAAAUCCACUGUAUACACAAGCGGCGAGCACUGCGCUAUGUGUUCUUCUGCCCAUGCGUGGUGUGGACUUGGAAGGAUUGUAUAUGCUUCUUCGACGGAGCAGCUGGAGGCUUGGAAGGCCGAGUUUGGUGUUAAAGCACCGGUUGCGCCGCUGAGUAUCAACCAGGUUGCUCCGGGGCUUACCGUCGAAGGACCUGUUGAAGAACUGGCUAAACAGGUUUAUCAGUUCCAAGUUGAGAGUUGGACGGCCAAGGGCUUCAAGCCCAAGUCCAAGUCCAAGGCUUGA